AUGGAAACCAAACCGGUCAUCACCUGCCUGAAGACGCUCCUCAUCGUGUAUUCCUUCGUUUUCUGGAUAACUGGAGCAAUCCUGCUGGCAGUUGGAGUAUGGGGGAAGUUGAUGCUUGGCCCGUACAUCUCUCUGAUCGCUGAUAACUCCACCAAUGCUCCGUACGUCCUCAUUGGCACUGGGACAGUAAUCAUUGUCUUUGGCCUGUUUGGAUGCUUUGCCACUUGCAGAGGAAGCCCAUGGAUGCUGAAGCUGUACGCUAUGUUUCUGUCCCUGGUCUUUCUUGCGGAGUUGGUUGCUGGAAUAUCCGGAUUUGUGUUUCGCCAUGAGAUUAAAGGAACCUUUCAUAGGACAUACACUGAUGCAGUCAUAAACUACAAUGCUGAAGAUGAAGCUAGCCGCGCUGUUGACAAUUUGCAGCACAGGCUACGUUGCUGUGGAGUGUACAACUACACCAGCUGGUUCGGCAGUGUAUAUUACCCGUCCAAUGGUAUUCCUGCUAGCUGCUGUGCCAACUCCUCUGACUGCAACCAAGAUGACCUCCGUAAUGCAACUCUGGCCCCCACCAAAGUCUACCACCAAGGAUGCUAUGAGCUGGUCACUUCAUUUAUGGAAACUAACAUGGCCAUCAUUGCUGGAGUGACAUUUGGAAUAGCAUUUUCACAGUUGAUUGGCAUGCUCCUGGCCUGCUGUCUGUCGAGGAUUAUCACAGCCAAUCAGUAUGAAAUGGUGUAG
This is a messenger RNA of Knipowitschia caucasica, 735 nucleotides long. Lineage: Eukaryota; Metazoa; Chordata; Actinopteri; Gobiiformes; Gobiidae. The record is from the annotation of a GenBank genome assembly.